Messenger RNA from Entrophospora sp. SA101, 248 nucleotides. The record is from the annotation of a GenBank genome assembly. NCBI's taxonomy places the organism in Eukaryota, Fungi, Glomeromycota, Glomeromycetes, Entrophosporales, Entrophosporaceae.
AUUUGGUUAACAUGUUGAAUGAGUUAAGAUUUGGAACUGUGACAGGUGAAACAAAGAAAAUUAUGAAAUCACUAGAGAAAGAACGUGUAUAUCCUGAUGAUGGUAUUGCUGUUUCUGAAUUAUAUCCGUGUAAUAAAAGCGUCGAUGAAAUUAAUCUUCGAAAAUUAGAAGAAAUCCCACACAAAAAAUAUGAAUACUUGGCCAGUGACUCAAAAUCAAGUAAAAAACAAGAAAUUUUAUUCGGGUGA